AUGCUCAAAAUAGUGAAUACUCGAAGGUUCAUUUCCUCAGAUAACUUGCUUCGGCAGACAUUGGAACAGUAUGCUAGAGAUCCGGUGAAGCUGAUUGCCAUACCAAUUAAUAAGGAUAGCAACUUCAUAUACUGUUCCCAUAAAGAUAGCAUACUAAACAAGAAUUCCAAGCUGAUAGCAGCGGAACGGUAUCUUGUGAGCAAGUCAGCAAUGAUUUGGAAGAAAAUGAGUCAGUCCCCCAAGAAGAUGAACAAGAAGAUUGUUUCUUGGGUGAAUGUCUACUUGGACCAGAUACCCUGGCAAGAGCAAAGUUUAAUGUCGAUACCAGGAGAGAACUACAUAUUGAAAAGAAUCAAACCGUCAAGAGAAAAAGCAAGAGAGGAACUCACAGAGCAGCAAAGCGAACUCACCAUUACAAGAGGUCAGUACCUCAGCACUGUACAAAAACCGGCAUUAAAGCCGAUCCAUUUAUAUUAUCCAUCUCAGCUUAUAUCGAGAGAAAGCUUGGUGAAACAACUCACUCAGUUGUAUUUGAACGGACUAAAAUAUCACAAGAAAAAAGCAUUGCAGUGUCUGCUUGUUCUCCCACUAACUUUCCCGCUAGUAUUAAUACCAGUUGUCCCCAAUAUCCCGGGGUUUUAUUUGGCAUACAGAGCAUACUGUAACUUGAAGGCAUACUUGGGUGCUCAGCAUAUCUCGAAGAUGAUUGAGGACGGUGCCAUCGAGUACCGCGAGAUCAAGCAAUUGCUGCCCGAGGAAAAUUUGGAUGAAACAGGUGUGGAUUACACAAAGGUAAUAACCGAUACCCUGGACAUAAAAGAGAUUGAUCCGACCAUUGCUAAAGCGGUGAAGCAGGAAGCCACCAAAACUGAGAGCGACGCCCACUGA
This is a messenger RNA of Huiozyma naganishii CBS 8797, 888 nucleotides long. It is a transcript of the gene MRX19, whose product is annotated as Mrx19p. Bases 1 to 888 code for a protein of 295 amino acids. Gene Ontology annotation, cellular component: mitochondrial inner membrane. The record is from RefSeq and is a predicted model, not a curated record. Lineage: Eukaryota; Fungi; Ascomycota; Saccharomycetes; Saccharomycetales; Saccharomycetaceae. The transcript has a single exon. Gene Ontology annotation, biological process: potassium ion transport; proton transmembrane transport.